UGACAAGUUUUGCACUGAGAGCACAUGCCUUGUGCAUUAGAAAGCGUGUCCCAUUGGGACCCUAGACUCGGUGACUCUGAACUGGAGAUUGUGACUCUUGAGUCUGUAGGUUUCUAAGAGAGGUUGAGUUGGAGAUGGAGCGAGCUGGUAUGUGAAAUAGAAAGUCUUGCCUCACUUAGGUGAAUCUACUAUUUUCUCCCUUCUCUUGGUUGUAACACUCAAUUUUGAUAAUUACGGGAACAUGUGUUUUAGCUAGAAGAUGUACCUCCUUACCCUAGAAAUAGGAUGGAACAGGUGUCCUGUGGCUGAUGAGCCUUCAGGGACUGCUGAGGGGUGGGUGGCACUCUGUCUUCAGCCUGGUUUAGAAAGGUCCCCUUCAGUCCAUCCGGUUUUGGUUUUUCUCCCCUCUGAGAUGACUGCUACUUUCCUCUGCCCUAGUUGUACCUUGGAAUUACAGUCACUGUGUCACAGGUCAUUCUUUCAUUCACUUACCAUUUUUUUGAUGCCCACUGGGUGUUAGACACCAUGCUGGAAUCUGUUGAGACAAAAAUGAAUUCGACAGACAAGUACACAGGCAAUUAUUGUACAGUGUGAUACAACUGUGUGGAAGGGGCUCUGGCUCUGGGAGUGCAGAGUGAGGCCAGGCCAUCCAGAAAAGCUCCCCGAUGAAGGGCAUGUGUGAAGGAGCCACACACUCUGUUUCUGUAAACACUGGUUGAGUCUUCUCUGCUUGUACUUCUCUCGUCUCCCAGAGGCCUUGGGUUUCCAAGAAAGGCUGGACCUAAACGGGCCUCACUAGCUACCCGUGGGAUCCUUUGCUGCCCUAAUCUCCCCUACCCAAUCACAUUGCCUUGGGUGUAAUUUUUCAGCAGGUCUGCGUUACAUUCUUCCAUCCCUGGCCAUUCAGGGGCUCUACUUCAUCAUCUAAGAAUGACUUGGGGUUCUCGUUUUAAAUUUGUGUGUAAGACAGGUUCUUCUCCCUGAACUAGAGCCAUUCUGUAUUCAGUCAGUGUACCUUUAAGUUGAGGAAGUAUACUGACUGAAACCUUAUUCUAGAACGAUUAUGAGCAACCCCUGACCUCUGACGCACGUAGCCCCCCACUUUCUACAGAAUGGCCUGUGAUCAGUGGUGGCCUUUUCAGCUCCUACAAACCAACGUGACUCAGGGAAAUUGAAAGGCUCUACUCAGGGCUAGAUUGGAGGGAAGCCUUCUUGAAAUCCUGGUGUGCUUGCGUUUUGGCUGUGGAAGCCAGGGGCUGGCAAAGGCACUCCAUAAGUGGGGUGGGGGGUCAGCACUGCGGCCCUCCUGGGCCACAGAGCCUUUGGGUACCAGGAGCCACCUCAGGGUGGUGUAGUGCAGACCAGCUAUAAUAGCCAGAACCCUGGGGGACAGUUUAAGAGAUGCCUGGAGCUGUUCCAGGUUUUAGGGCUUGCCCUGCCUUGUGCCACUCAAGCCGAGGUGAAUCCCGGAGGGCCAGCGAAUGGAGGAGGUGGGUCUGUUAAUUCUGUUCUCAGUACAUCCCAAUGCCAGGCAGACAAGAGGGUUCGGUAAAUGGGGUGGGAAGUCCCGAGUGGUAUGAAUUAGGUUCUCGCUUUGGCUCUGCUGUUCACUUGGUCUAAGACCUUAGGCAAAUCUUCUCUCCUAUGUGAGCCUCAUUUUUCUCAUUAGUAACAUGGUCCCUUUUCCAGGAUCAAGUAAAAUUCUUCAUUUUUUAACUUAAAAACACAAACCACACAUACUUGUUUUCUGACUUGGGCUUUGUACCAAAAAGGAUAAAGGGCUGUUAGCCACGAGUCUGAAGGAUGCUUAAUAAGGCCCACCGGGGGUUGGGAGCUCCUUGAAGGCACAGCCUUGUCUGUUGAAUGUACCCUCAAGCACAACACUGGCAGCAGUGAGCAUCUGAUGAAGGAGUGAGCAGUGUGAUGGACCCUGCCGUGUGAGUUGGGUGUUUGUAAGUACUGCUGGAAUUCAGAAUGAGAGAAGCUAAAAGUGAGGUGGGAAAUGCUUCUUGGACUGCGGGAAUUUGAGCUGCAUGCAGAGGACUCUGCCUGUUGUACCCUCUCGGUCAUGUAGCUAAUGACCUGGAAAACACUUAACCACCCUAGGGGAGUUCACUAUUUUAAAAGUUCUAAUUCAAAAGUUCCAAUUCCAGAAUUUUUUCUAAUGCUGAUAGAAGGCUGCUGAGCACAGAUGUAUAAACUAUUCUUUUUGCUUGUGUUUAUGUAUCUGCCAAGAAGAAUCUAGACUAGAGUGUACCUCCAUUGUAUAAUUAAGUGAUAUCUGUUGGCCAACCCGAGAAAGAAAAAAUUACAGAAGUCAUGGUGUGUUUUUUUCUAAAUGUAUUUUUGAGUUUUCUCUUUCAGUUGAACAUUUUUGUGAAGAUAGAACUAUGAAUGUAAAAUAUGCUUUAUCUUGAUGUGUCACAGCUCAAAGCUAAAUCAACAUGAAGUCUGUAAUUAUUAUUAUCUAUGGUUUAUUGAGCAUUUACUACAUACUGAGUGCUUUCUAUGCAUCACACUUGACCAUUACAGCACUCUUGUGAGGCAGCCAUAUCCCUUACCAUGAGUUGCUUGAGGCACCAUGGUAAUAGUAAGGGUCCUAAUCAUAUCUGUUUCCAGAGCUUCUUUUUCUCAUACCCUACCUUACCUUGGAAGUGAUACUAUUUGAGACAAUAUAUUUGUGUGACCUCUUUUUAAGAAGUUUUGUGAGUAACAAAAAAGCAGUGUUACCUUCUAGAGGAGUCUUCCAUGACACUCUCUCCCAUUCUAGAUGGGGUUGCCCUGCUACCAUGCACUUCUUCAUAGCUAUUGUUGUAUAGUUAUUUGUGCAAUAACUGUCUGGUAUCUGUGUUCCUAUUGAACUGUAAGUUCUGUCAGGUCUGAAUCCUUCCAUGUGCCAAACCUAAUGCCUGGUUUCUAGAAUGCCCUCUUAAAAGGUUGACUACAGGCAUGAAUGAAUGACACAUAACCAAAUUAGGGGGUAAUAAGAGUCCUUGAAAGCCACUUUGGUAAGUGGCAGAGUAAAAAAAUCUGUGUAUUCCAGAAAUCAUGUUUCUCUUCUCCAUCUCUAGGUUUUAUCUUGGAAACCAUGCUUGUUAAUAGCAUUGUAUGGAGAUAAGACUUCCUUGGCUUUCUCUUCAAAAAUACAAAGUCUCAAGCAGACAAGUGAAUAGAUAGUUCUUAAGAAUGAAGUCUCCGUGCAAGCAAAGACAGUCAAAAGAUAAAAGAGGGAGGAGCAUUAAGAGCACAAGGGAACCAGUAAUACUGUUUUUGUUUUUGUUUUUGCAGAGAAUCUUCUCGAAUUAUUAAGGGAUACACUUCCAAGUUUGGUUUACAUAAAUCACUGAUUUAAAUAUAUACCGUUUAUCUUCUAAAAGUAAAACCCAUACUCAACUGAAUUUUAAAGAAUGUGUAAUCAGGUUAUGUCAGAAGGACAAAAAUGUACUUUUUAAAAAGCAAAGCUGGUUAAAUUGGCUUAUCUUUUUUGGUAAUUUAAAUCAUGAUUUAAAUGGCUUUGAUUAAAAUAACAUCCACUUUGCUCCUAAUGACUUUCAAGGGGCUAAGGAGAGAGGUUUGAUUUCCACAUUUCCUGCAUGGCCUUUGUUCUGCACAAUUGAAGGUGUUUUGGCACUUGCCUUGAGAGAGACCCAUCCUUUCUGUAGUCUCAGUGAGACCAAGAAUUCCUGUAUUGCUAUUCCGCUGUUUGCAGGGUUUAGAUAACUGCCUUCAGGCCACAAAUAGGCCACAAAUACUGCUGUCUGUUUGAUAGAGUGGCCUCCCCAAGUAAAAAUUGUCAUGCAAAAGAAAAGAAAGUAGAAUGCUUUAGAACAUGUCCUUCUCCCCAGUGAAUUCCUUGAAAUGUGUUUAUCUGUAAAUGUAGAAUGUACAUAGAGUUGCUCCAUUUUUCAAUAUUUCUUUUGUUUUAAUAAGUCCCAAGAGAAGUCAUAACAAUAUCCUAGGUUCUUACUGUGGAGCUGAUAGUUUCUGUAAAAAAAAAAAAACAAAGUGAUACUAAACAAUUGAGGGUUCAGAAUUUGAGACUGCAUCUGGAACCAAGCUUUAAAGCCAUGUGUAUGCAAUUCCUACAUAGCUGGUUGAGAAGAGUGGAAAGAUUAAUUAAGACAAGAUUUUUCUUUAGUAAGAGGAAUAGGACUUCCAGGGGCCAACAGGUCAGCUGUGCUUGCAUGGGGAGUCCCAAGGCUUGAGAAUGCUGGUCGCUGGGAAGGCAUGAGGAUGUGUCUUCAGGGAGAACAUAUGCGUAUGGGGGAGGCGUCAGGGUGUAGCGUCUCACUGUGCACGUUUUCGAUAAGGAGGCAGAAAGAGUAAAGAGGAAGAGGGAAGAACAGCCAUCAAGAGAACUUCCUGCCCUCUGUAGAAGCCAUUGCUUCCUGAAUGGAGUGGGAGGGCUCCUUAAGUGGGUGUGGGGACUGGAGAGGGCAGCCCAGGUGUACAGAUGGAACCCUCCCCCUCUUUGGCCUUCUCUGAUCCACACUCUUAGGGUUGCCAGCCCCAGGGCCUAUGGGAUGCCCAGUUGGCUCCCAUAGCCACGCCUUGCCCCAGCCUCCAUACAGAUUGACCCAUUCUCUUGGAGGAGAUUGGGCAUGGGGAAAGACCAGCCUCUCUGUGCCCAAGGAAAGGCUGGGGGUGACCAGGGAUCAGGAAAAGGGAAUGGCUUGGGUGCGAGGGAGGGGGUUGUUUGGGAGGGAGGAACUUGCACAGAGUUCUCUUUUAGGUUGAAGAGCAAACAGUUUUAGUCGUGCACCAAAAGCAGUUGUUAUGCAUCACCCAUGAUAACUGACCAACUUUCUUUUAUAUAAAUCUCUGGCUUGUAAAACUGCCGCUGUAGAAGAAACAACACGCCCUCUGCCAAUUUGAAUUUCCAAGAUCAAAAAGAUCCUUCUUGCUAGACAUUAUGAACUCAGGCAGGCAGUGAUGACCAUUGGGAGAGCUACAGAUAAAAAAAUUUAUGUUGUGAUUCAAGGAAAGAGUUCAAACAUUAGGGUUGAAUUGUCUAGCCUUGGAUGCAGAACACAUAAUUCAUUUGUCCCUUGAACAUGAAUAAACACCCGGGGGCUCACCAGUGUCCUAGGCCACAUGUUCUCUUCCUCAGUUACUCUGUUUUACAUGUGAGGGAAAUGCAGCUCAAUAGAAGUGACGUGAUUUGCCCAAAGACUCACAUCGAGAAGUGACAGGAUCCACAAGUGGCACUCAGACCUGGAGCACCCUUCUGUUUCCACUCCACAGUGGAUGUUCUCUUGUACUGAAGCCCAAAAGAGCAGAAGACAAAUGAAUCAUCACCAGCCUCAUGUAAUUUAACUGGUAAUUUCAUACGCAUCUUUCAUUUUCUCUUCUCUAAAUUUAAAGGACUUUCACCCUUAUGUGCGGUUUUAAAAAUAGGAAUGAUGUUUUGAUCAAAAAGAAAUUAGAAACUUAAAGGGGAACCGCCUCUUUAAACCUGACCUGGUCCCACCAGGUGGUGCCUGUGGGGUGACAGCCUGAGAGUGACUUACGGGAUGGGGGAUGGCAGUCCGAGGGAGGCCUGCAGGACACUCUGUGGCCUGUCCCUAGGCUGGGGUUCAUUUUCUUGUCCUCAUCUUAGUAGCGUUCAUCAUCUGCAAGGGGGGAGCCGGACACUGCUGGGAGAAAAGCAGCCUGCAUUACAAUGGAGAAGCAAGACCGCCCCCCCCCCCCAACUCUGUAGGCUUUCUCCUGUAGCCACGAGGGGCUGCAUAAUCUCUUGCCCUGCAGCCAGGCCUGCUGGGUAGAGGCUGGAAUCAUUUGGUUGUCUGCCUUUUGCAUAGACAUACUGUCUGCUGCAGUCUCCUGUGAAGGAGACAUUAUUAGUAAAAUAUGUGUAAAGAAUGGCUUAGAAGAUACCUUUGUCACUGCCCCUAAACACUUUUAAAAGCAGAGCUGCACCUGUUUUGAGAUAGUAUGGGAUAGGCCAUCAAAAAUACAUAAAAAUUCAAGCUUUGCCCCUAAAGAAGGUUAUUACUGCCCACACUGGGCUACAACAAAAAUUCAAGCAGAAAACCUUAGUAUUAGUUUGCUGUGGCUGCCAUAGCAGGUGACCCCAAACUUGAUGGCUUAAAACCACAGACUUAUUCUGUCAUGAUUUUAGGAGUCAGAGUCCACUAUUGGGGUAUCGGGUGCAUCCUCUCCAGACGCUUUGGAGGAACCCCACUGCUUGCCUCUUUCAGCUCCUGGUGUCUACAGGCAUUCCCUUGACUUGGGGCUACAUCACUCCAGUCCCUGCCUCCGCCUUCAAAUUGUCUUCUUCUGUGUGUGUCUGUGUCACAUCUCCCAUGCAUCCCACUUGUAAGAUGCCUGUGAUGGCUUUUAGAACUCACUGGAUAAUCCAGGAUAAACUGCUCCUCCCAGGAUCCUUAACUUUAUCAUACUCUAUCAUGCUGUGUGAGGGGACAGUCACAGAUUGCAGGGAUUGGGAAGUGAAUGUCUUGGGGAGGAGAAGUGGACAUUUUUCUGCCUCUGUCUUCUCUUUGACAAUUUCUACAUUUUUCAUUUCCUGAAACAUAAAGCUUAUUACCACUGGUUUCACACAUUAUUUCAGUGGGGUUGAUUUUCCUAGAAGGGGCCCCUCAGGAGACCUAAGAGCCCAUCUGGUCUCCCAGGCCUCAGAACAGGCAAAGCCAUGCCUGUGUUCUUUCUCAGAUUGGGGUUGAUGUAAGGAUGAAGAAUCAUGGGCUCUGAGAGCAGGGAGGAGCCUUCAAAAUCAUAGCCUUCCAGUCUUAGGGGGAGACUGAGGCCCAAGAUACAGGGUCACUCAAGUCAGGAGCGGAGAUGGCACCAGCUCUUACUGCUUCAGUCCACCUCUUCCGCUGCUGACCCCAAGCUGUCUCGCCAUAUAAGCCCCUCAGCCAUCCUUCAUGUGGCAGCUCGAAGCACCUGAGAACUCCAUCCCUGCAAAUCCCCCUUUUCUCGGCCAGCAGCCCUGGUUCUUACAAGUACUCACAUUACUUAAUAUCAGAAAUCCUGUUGUUCUGGUUGCACCCCCCUGGAGGUAUCCCCUUUGUAUCAUUGUCUCUCUAAGAACAUAGCUCUCAGACACGAACAGUACUUCCGAGGUAACUUGCCCAGCAUAGGGUAAGGACUGUACCCCUGACUGUUGGAUCUUGUGAGAUGCACGUGUUUUCUGCAUCAUUAUGUGUUACCCUUAGGCGAAUCAAGGUCACAUCUCCACUCUGUUGCACUUCCAGCUUGCACUGAACGUGGGUUCAACAAAAAUCCUUAAGACUUUAAAAUACGAAUUGCUUCCAACCUCUACCUUUUGCCCCUACCAGAUAGAAGAGCCAAGUUUCUAUCAGUAGCGGUAUGGGAUCAGCUUGGGACCCCGAGUAGAUUCCAGAUAGGGAUUCACAGAACAGAUACAUCCACAGGCUGGGGCAUGCUCAUGGAGAUGUAACCAGCAGCAAACAGGGGGCACUUAGGACGUAGACAGUUAGGUGAGGCAUAAAACUGGAGAAAGUCUUCCAUCAGUGGCAGUCUAGAUGGACAGAUGUCUGGCAGAGGAACUGGCCAGCUGAGCAGGCCAAGGGGUAGAUAGGAGCACUGGUGUACAGGGAUGAGACUCCAGCCAGGAAGCUGAUGAAAAGAGUUGAGUCCAGAAAGAUGAGUUAGAGUCCACUGCCAAAACAGGGGAGGGCCCAAGAUAGGAGCUUGAGACCAGAGAGUAAAAGGAAGCCCCCGGUCUGAAGUCAAGAGUCACAGCACUGAUGUGUAUCUGAGGCCUGGAGCCUCACCCACUCAGAGCCUGGGGUCAGGGGCCCAUGGCAGAACUUGUGAAUAGGGCUGAGUCCUCCCAGCUAAGCAGAUUAGAGGGUGUAGGGCAGGCGAUGACACCCUCCUAUAUAUGCACAAAUGAUUUUUUACCAUUGAAAGUAGGGCCUUAUCUCUGUUAAUUCCUUGGGUUCUUUUUUGGUUGUUGUUUUGGUCAGUUUUGGCAGUAUUCCAGCCUGUUGAGAUGUUUUCAAAUCUCUGUUCAUUCCUCUCAUUAAUUGUCCCCUCAGCCAUGAAUUAUUUGUGAUCCCCUUAAGCACAUCUCGAUGAAAACGUUACCAGGGAUAAACCUACAAAGCCCCACUGUGCGAGGACCUCCCUCCAAGCCAGUGUUGCUCUUCUGUGAUGUUAGCACCCCUGGGUGUGGUUGCUCAGUUACCUCUGAGGCCCUCAAACUGAACUGUCACUUGGCCCAGCGUUUCCCAUCUCACUCAGCUAUGCUUUGAAUGACUGACUGUCAGAUGCUUUGCUGACAUCCAGGACUGGUCCAGCAGCUGUAUUAGAAGACAUGUGGUGUGUAUGAAGUUUGUGAUAGUCGGGGGAAAUUUUGUAAGACAUGUGAUUCACCACAGUUCAAGGCAACCCCAUCGACAGAGCCUCAUUUUUUUCAAGUGGAAUUUUUCUGUGGGAACCAUAGAAUAGAAGGAAUCCUGAAUUUAGAUAAUGGGCUGUGUGCAAUGUAAGGAUAAAGAAGCAACAAAACUGACGGAGGAGAGGGAUGGCAGCCUGAACCAGAGCUCCGGGUACCGCUAUGGCACAGACCCCACUCCUCAGCACUACCCCAGCUUCGGCGUGACCUCCAUCCCCAACUACAACAACUUCCAUGCAGCCGGGGGCCAAGGACUCACUGUCUUUGGGGGUGUGAACUCUUCAUCUCACACUGGGACCUUGCGUACCAGGGGAGGAACGGGAGUGACCCUGUUUGUAGCCCUUUAUGACUAUGAAGCACGGACGGAAGAUGACCUGAGUUUUCACAAAGGAGAAAAAUUCCAAAUAUUGAACAGCUCGGAAGGAGAUUGGUGGGAAGCCCGCUCCUUGACCACCGGAGAGACUGGUUACAUUCCCAGCAAUUAUGUGGCUCCAGUUGACUCUAUCCAAGCAGAAGAGUGGUACUUUGGAAAACUUGGCCGAAAAGAUGCUGAGCGACAGCUUUUGUCCUUUGGAAACCCGAGAGGUACCUUUCUUAUCCGUGAGAGUGAAACCACCAAAGGUGCCUAUUCACUGUCGAUCCGAGAUUGGGAUGAUAUGAAAGGAGACCAUGUCAAACAUUAUAAAAUUCGCAAACUUGACAAUGGUGGAUACUAUAUUACCACCCGGGCCCAGUUUGAAACACUUCAGCAGCUUGUACAACAUUACUCAGAGAGAGCCGCAGGCCUCUGCUGCCGCCUCGUAGUUCCCUGUCAUAAAGGGAUGCCAAGGCUUACCGAUCUGUCUGUCAAAACCAAAGAUGUCUGGGAAAUCCCUCGAGAAUCCCUGCAGUUGAUCAAGAGACUGGGAAAUGGGCAGUUUGGGGAAGUAUGGAUGGGUACCUGGAAUGGAAACACGAAAGUAGCCAUAAAGACUCUUAAACCAGGCACAAUGUCCCCCGAGUCAUUCCUUGAGGAGGCACAGAUCAUGAAGAAGUUGAAACAUGACAAGUUGGUCCAGCUCUACGCAGUGGUGUCCGAGGAGCCCAUCUACAUUGUCACCGAGUACAUGAAUAAAGGAAGUUUACUUGAUUUCUUAAAAGAUGGGGAAGGAAGAGCUCUGAAAUUACCAAAUCUUGUGGAUAUGGCCGCACAGGUUGCUGCAGGAAUGGCUUACAUCGAGCGCAUGAAUUAUAUCCACAGGGAUCUGCGGUCAGCAAACAUCCUAGUGGGGAACGGACUCAUAUGCAAGAUUGCUGACUUUGGACUAGCCAGAUUGAUCGAAGACAAUGAGUACACAGCACGACAAGGUGCAAAGUUCCCCAUUAAGUGGACGGCCCCCGAAGCAGCCCUGUACGGAAGGUUCACGAUCAAGUCUGACGUAUGGUCUUUCGGAAUCUUACUCACAGAGCUGGUCACCAAAGGAAGAGUGCCAUACCCAGGCAUGAACAACCGGGAGGUGCUGGAGCAGGUGGAGCGCGGCUACAGGAUGCCCUGUCCGCAGGACUGCCCCAUCUCUCUCCACGAGCUCAUGAUCCACUGCUGGAAAAAGGACCCGGAGGAGCGGCCCACUUUCGAGUACUUGCAGGGCUUCCUGGAAGACUACUUCACCGCCACAGAGCCCCAGUACCAGCCUGGUGAAAACCUGUGAGACCUGGGUCUGCAGAGAGAGGCCUUAUCCAAGAGGCUUCCCCGCCCCCUCCCCAUUAGCUUUCAGUUCCGUAGCCGGCUGCUGCUCGAGCAGCGAGAGCCGUCCUGGAUCAGAUUGCAUGUGACUCUGAAGCUGACGAACUUCCAUGGCCCUCAUUAAUGACACUUGUCCCCAAAUCCGAACCUCCUCUGUGAAGCAUACGAGACAGAACCUUGUUAUUUCUCAGACUUUGGAAAAUGCAUUGUAUUGAUGUUAUGUAAAAGGCCAAACCUCUGUUCAGUGUAAAUAGUUACUCCAGUGCCAACAAUCCUAGUGCUUUCCUUUUUUUAAAAUGCAAAUCCUAUGUGAUUUUAACUGUCUUCACCUGAUUCAACUAAAAAAAAAAGUAUUAUUUUCCAAAAGUGGCCUCUUUGUCUAAAACAAUAAAAUUUUUUUUCAUGUUUUAACAAAAACCAAUCAGGACAGGUGUUUGUUUUUUUUUUCUUUUUUAUAAAUAUGAAUAUAUAUAUAUCUGUCCCUGUACAUACACCACGUGGGUGCUAAUGUGGAGACCAUGGCCAACCCGGGCCAUAAAGCCUCGGGACCCAGAGUGAGGAUUUUACUGCCAAAUCUGCGUAAAAGCCCUGGUAUUACUCUGCACACCAGUGGCAUCCUUUUUGGCUUUUGCAAAGCAUGAUCCUUUUUUUUUUUUUUAAUUUAGAUUGCACUUUUUUGGUUCAUGAUUGUACCUGUAGAUGGCUGUUACUUUGAUUCUUUUCAAAAGCAGCUCCAGAGCUGGAUUCACAAGUUCUGUUUCCAGUAUUUGCUUUGACUUAACUGCAAUUUGGUCUUGAAACCUAAAAGCGUGUUUAAGCAAGCCAACAGCCAAUAGCACCAGGGGAACUGGAAGGUGGAUAACCACACGUACUUCUUUUACAAAAAUAUGAAUGCUGAAAUGUUUCAAACUUUUUUUUUUAUUUAAUAAACCUUGUAACCACAUUUAAAUGGUCUAAAACCCAUAGCGUUAUAGUCUUGGCAACCUGCUAAACUUUCUCAUGCAACUAAAACUUGGGUGGGGGGGGUGUUGUACAUUUCCCAUUGUAAAAUAAGUGUUUUAAACAUCCUGUACUGCUAAUGAAAUGACUUUCUAUAUGUCCAAGAAGUCUCCGGUGGAAUAACUAUGCACUACUUUACAUUUCAUGGGGAUGCACCAAAAAAAAAAAAAAAAAGAAAGAAAGAAAAAGGAAAAAAAGGAAAAAAAAAAAAAAAGUACUACAUUUUUAGUUGCUGUUUGUACCAACCUUGAAUUACAUGUUUAACAACAAAUCAAAAAACCUAUUUCUAUUAAGUUUUUAAUACUGGGUAGCAACUCUGAAAUCUUAAUUCCUUUUUUUUGUUAUGAUUUAUUUGUGAGUUUACAUUUUUAAAUUGUUUAACUUUCUUAAUUUAGUAAUUAAAAAGAGAGCAUUUUACAUUUGAA
Panthera uncia (snow leopard) is the source of this 11533-nucleotide messenger RNA. It is a transcript of the gene FYN, whose product is annotated as FYN proto-oncogene, Src family tyrosine kinase. The record is from RefSeq and is a predicted model, not a curated record. Gene Ontology annotation, biological process: cell surface receptor protein tyrosine kinase signaling pathway; cell differentiation; T cell receptor signaling pathway. Bases 8461 to 10074 code for a protein of 537 amino acids. NCBI's taxonomy places the organism in Eukaryota, Metazoa, Chordata, Mammalia, Carnivora, Felidae. The transcript is spliced from 14 exons. Gene Ontology annotation, molecular function: ATP binding; signaling receptor binding; non-membrane spanning protein tyrosine kinase activity. Gene Ontology annotation, cellular component: extrinsic component of cytoplasmic side of plasma membrane.